AUGUAUCCCAACGAACUGUCGCAAGAUGUGACACGCCCGUCGUCUGGCUGGACCAACGACUCUACUUUUGCCGACAGUGCUAUCAGCAUGGGCACGGCUACGCCGAAAAACUUCGAGGAUGAUUCGAUGCAACUCCGACCGCCCUCUUCGUCCACGCCGUCCCUGUCCGAACGUCUGACUGGACUUGCUGCCCUCGCUUGGGCGGUUGAACAAGAUGGGUAUAUUGAAGACGCUACAAGGAACAAGAUCUGGAAGUCGCUUUCGCGUGUCGAGAAUCUCCUGGAAGACCGAGAUGAGGUCCCUGAAGCAGAUUCCAAAGGAGCUCCAGAGAAUGCUGAAACACGAGAGAUCGCCAAUCAGUUCAGUGAAGAGGAUGUCGCACAGCUUGACCAGAUCCACCAGCACCUCACAACAACCGUGGCUGAGAUGCGACUUCGCCAACAAGAGCAGCACCAUAUAUAUGAGAUGGCCGUUCGGAGGCUAGACGACAUAGCAGGCACAUGCGCUCGACAAAAAAGGCGGAUCCAGGAACUCGAGACUGAGGUUGGAGCGCUAAGGACAGAACACCAGAAAUUGUAUCGCGACAGCGAGGGCUUCCAGCAGCAUGCUGAGCAGUUGACUGCAGAGCUGCAGCGGAGAGACGUUGCGCUGCAAGCCAUGUCAAGUGCAGUCGCCGGCUUGGACGGGUGGAUUUCGACCACUUUGGCUCCUAACCAGCGUGCGACACGACUAGACCUUCGGACACGCGGUCGGGGAAGGUUCAAGACACAUUACUAUGUCGAGGUCCCUAUCGACACUUCGCCAGAUGAUGGUGUGGACCCCACCGUGGAAGCUCGAGAAUUGCGUGACGGCAUCACAGCAUGGGUUCGAGGCUUUCGGGACGUGGAAUCGGCAUCCCUGGACGCAAUAACCGUCAGUCACGACGUGCACCCGCCGCCUGUAUUCGACAACAGGACAGUCUCGAGUAGCGUGGAAGAUUCGAUGCCAGAUGUGGAAGAAUGGGGUGACUUCCAGACCGCUUCGACCGCUAACAUGUUAUUGAGGUGA
Molecule: messenger RNA, 1047 nt
Organism: Cyphellophora attinorum
Lineage: Eukaryota; Fungi; Ascomycota; Eurotiomycetes; Chaetothyriales; Cyphellophoraceae
Exons: 1
Coding region: 1-1047 (348 amino acids)
Source: RefSeq, a predicted model, not a curated record